CUGAGGCCAGGGGUCAUUUAAGGACAGCGACUUCAUUUAGUGAUAUUAUCAAUAACUAAUUGUUUUCCAUUUGAGACGUCAUAAAAGGAAAAUAACGCCCCAAGGUGUGUUUACAAAACGUUGGGACUGAAAAGGCGAGUCGGAGAUGUCCUCGUACCAUUGGGAGGCCCAGAGAAAACAGAAGAUGUUGGACAAGCGGUGUUUCCCGGCCAAGGGCGAAGGGGGGUCCGAGGUGUCCUCCGUCCGGGAGGGUGGCUCCGCUCAAUCCAGCCAGGCGUCAUCACCAUGUAGUAGUGGUGGGUCCUCUGUCAUGACCGACAGCGCAGUGUCAACCCCACCCCCCUCUCCCACACCGCCGGAAACCAAGAAAGACGCAAUUCCGCUUGACAAGGAACUGCAAAGGAGGCUGGGAAUGUUGAUGAAGAGGGAAGUACAGCAGCCGAUGAGCAAGAUGGUGAGGAGCAACCUGUUAAAAGAAGUCGACGGCUUCCAUCGUGCGAUGUCCCGACGAUCGGCCAAGCUCCCAGGCCGGUAUACCUCUUUGGACUACGCCCAACAGUGGUGACCUGAGAAACAUUUUCGCGUUUUUUUGCGGUUCUUCAAACUUUGCCAAUUGUCACAAAGUGGUGAUCUUAUGAGAAACUUUUCCGCGGUUCUUUGUUAAUUGUCACGUCACGGCAUGGUGCACGCUGUCCCUGUGCCUUUUGAUAUGUUGUGCGAAUGUUACACUUCAAAGAAUUCUUGAGAUGUUCAACACUCGGAACAAAAUACAUGAUUACAGACUGAUAAAUGCCACCAAACAGUUCGAUGAACUGAAAAAUACUAUAUUGGACGAAUAAAGAAUUUGAAAAGAAACAUCA
Messenger RNA from Branchiostoma floridae (Florida lancelet), 860 nucleotides. RefSeq lists its product as uncharacterized. The record is from RefSeq and is a predicted model, not a curated record. The transcript has 2 exons. Lineage: Eukaryota; Metazoa; Chordata; Leptocardii; Amphioxiformes; Branchiostomatidae. Bases 146 to 565 code for a protein of 139 amino acids.